Messenger RNA from Pangasianodon hypophthalmus (striped catfish), 5695 nucleotides. RefSeq names its product integrin, alpha 5 (fibronectin receptor, alpha polypeptide) (gene itga5). Gene Ontology annotation, molecular function: integrin binding. Gene Ontology annotation, biological process: cell-cell adhesion; angiogenesis; integrin-mediated signaling pathway. The record is from RefSeq and is a predicted model, not a curated record. Bases 276 to 3422 code for a protein of 1048 amino acids. Gene Ontology annotation, cellular component: integrin complex; external side of plasma membrane. The transcript is spliced from 30 exons. NCBI's taxonomy places the organism in Eukaryota, Metazoa, Chordata, Actinopteri, Siluriformes, Pangasiidae.
CUUGUGACUACUCCCCCAAUAUUACCACAAUUAAGAGAGAAAGGGGACGAAAGAAGAAGACGGUAGAAAAGAAGCUAAAGUGGACUGAAGUAGUGAAAGAACGAGAAACUGAGUUUCUACUUUAAGAGUCACCUUAAGGAACGCGCGAAAAGACAUGAGAUUUGCCUAGAUUCUGGCAGUUUUACCAACUGAGGAGGACGCCAUUUGACUCGUCACCUUUGUUGAGAAGAAACGGGCGAGUUUAAUUCAAUAGGUGGACUGACACCUCGAGUAUCAUGGGUUCCGAAAGGCGCCGCUCAACCACGGUGGCAGCUUUAUUCCACAUGGGCUGCUCGCUUUUCAUCACAUGCCUUUUUCCUUGGACCGUCGCGUUCAACUUAGAUGUAGAAAACCCGUCGAUAUAUACCGGCCCCGCAGGCAGCUAUUUUGGCUAUUCUGUGGACUUUUAUAUGGCACAGUCGACACGAGAUGCAAGUAUCAUAGUUGGAGCACCAAAAGCUAACACCAGCCAGCCGGACAUCAAAGAGGGAGGCUCGGUGUUCUACUGCCCAUGGAGCCGUAACCUGUCUGACUGCCACAGCAUAGAGUUUGACCGAAAAGGAGAUCUUAAUGUGAGCAUCAAUAAUGUUGAAACCCAAGCUGAGUUCAAGUCCCACCAGUGGUUUGGAGCAACUGUACGUGCCCAUGAAGACUCUGUCUUGGCUUGUGCACCUCUCUACUCCUGGAGAACCCAACAGGACAUGCCUGAGUCAGAUGUCACCGGUUCCUGCUACCUGUCCAUUAAAAACUUCACCAAAUUUGUGGAGUAUGCUCCCUGCCGCACAGAAUUUCAUGGAAUGAAGGGCCAAGGUUACUGUCAAGGUGGAUUCAGUGCUGAUUUCACCAAGGAUGGAAAGGUAGUACUUGGAGGACCAGGCAGCUAUUUUUGGCAAGGACAGCUUAUCUCUGCUGUGAAGGAGGAAAUCAUCAAGGCCUACUACCCAGGCUAUUUCCUCACAUCAGUGGCAGGCCAGAUUCAGACCAAGCAGAAAAAAGAGAUCAACUUUGAUGACAGCUACAUGGGUUACUCUGUUGCAGUAGGAGAAUUUAAUGGAGAUGAUGAUGAAGACUUUGUAACAGGAGUUCCCAGAGGUGACCUUCUGUAUGGCCAGGUGUCUAUUCUUAAUGGCUCUUUGGAGACCAUGAAAACCUUUAUUGGUGAACAGAUGGGCUCCUACUUUGGCUAUGCUGUAGCUGCUACAGACAUCAACAAUGAUGGACUUACAGAUUUGUUGGUUGGUGCUCCCAUGUUCAUGGUGCGUGACUCAGAUGGGAGGUUGGAGGAAUUAGGGCGAGUGUAUGUGUAUCUACAGAUGGGUCCACUGGAGCUUGCACCACAUCUACCUCACCUCACCGGCACGCAAAUUUUCAGUCGGUUCGGCAGCUCGAUCACACCUCUAGGAGAUCUCAACCAGGAUGGCUUUAACGACAUUGCUAUCAGUAGUCCAUUUGGUGGGAAAGAUGAACAAGGAUUGGUCUUCAUCUAUAAUGGUUAUGCUAAGGGACUCAGGGAGAAGCCCUCUCAAGUGAUUUCUGGUCAGUGGUCAUCAGCUGCCCCUCCUGCACCUCCUGCCAGUUUUGGCUAUACCAUGAAAGGAGGAAAAGACUUGGAUCACAAUGGCUACCCAGAUCUCAUCGUUGGAGCUUUUGGAGCUGACAAGGCAGUUCUUUACAGAUCUCGCCCAAUUGUUAACACAAGUGCCACCUUAAUUGUGUAUCCAACAAUGAUUAAUCCUGAGGAGAAGACCUGCACCAUCAGCAGUGGAAACCAAACCACACAAGUUUCUUGUGUCAACUUGAGCUUCUGCCUUUCAGCCAAUGGGAAGCACCUUCCAGAAAAUCUAGUGUUUAAUGUGGAAGUGCAGCUUGACCAGCUGAAGCAGAAGGGAGCUGUUCGUAGGGCUUUGUUUUUGGACACCCAACAGGCCAGCCUGCAGAGGAAACUUAAGGUGCCCAAUGAAGCCAAGGUCUGCCAUGAGACUAAAAUCUACCUGAGGGACGAAAAGGAAUUUCGGGAUAAGCUCUCCUCCAUCUUUAUCGCCCUCAACUUCAGUCUGGAUGCACAGGCUCCCGCAGACAGACACGGCCUCUGGCCGAUCCUCAACUAUCAGACCACUGAGCUAAUAGAGCAGAAGGCCCAAAUUUUACUGGACUGUGGAGAAGACAAUAUCUGUGUCCCUGACCUGAAGCUUUCUGUAGAAGAUGGCAGGAAAGAAGUGUACAUAGGGGAUGAUAAUGCAAUAACCCUGACUUUCAAUGCGCGGAACGAUGGAGGUGGUGCCUAUGAAGCUGAGCUCUACGUAAUGCUGCCUUCAGAGGCAGACUACAGUGGAAUUGCCCGCAAUAAUGAGAGUCUGACUCAGCUGACAUGCAGCUAUGAAACAAAGAACCAGACACGCUACCUCAUCUGUGACCUGGGAAAUCCCAUGAAGUCUGGCACCAACCUGUGGGCAGGUCUGCGUUUCACUGUGCCUCGGCUGCAGAAUUCACAGAAGGUGGUACAAUUUGACCUGCAGAUUCGCAGUAAAAAUGAGAAUAACUCUGAGAGUGAGGUUGUCCCCUAUAGGCUAGAGGUGGUGGUCAAGGCUGAUGUUAUUUUACUGGGUGUGUCUCAACCAGAUAAGGUCUUCUUCCCACCUCCAAACUGGAAGGUGACCAAGAAUGUUGCAGUGGAGCAAGAAAUUGGGCCUCAUGUGGAGCACAUCUAUGAUUUGGUAAAUAAUGGUCCAAGCCGUAUUAGUCACACACUUCUUCAACUGAAAUGUCCCAUGAAGCUGCAUGACCAGAGGUUUAUGUACCCUUUGGAGAUCAUCACUAAGGGGCCUGUAAACUGCACAACAUACGAUAUUGUGAACCCCAUGAACAUAAAGCUUCAGCAGUCCACUCAGCAGCCUCCUUUAUUGAGCCACCACAUUGAGAAGCGUGAAACACACAGGGGAGAGCUGGCUGAGCUGACAAAUCUGUCCUGUGCCAGUGUUGAGUGCUGGACCCUGGAGUGUAAUGUGGGUGUAUUGGAGAAAGGUACCAGUGCCAUACUCCAGGUGCGUUCACGCAUCUGGGGAGAGACCUUCACCAUGAAAAAGUAUAAGAAUUUUAUUCUGGAGUGUGUAGCUAGUUACAAGGUGGAAAAGAUGCCCUAUGCCAUUUUGCCCAAGGAGAUUCCAAGUGGUUCUAAAAUGAUGACCACACCUGUGGUGUGGAAUAAACCAGAUAGUCCUUAUGAUGUGCCUUUGUGGAUCAUCAUUCUGGCAAUACUGGCUGGUCUUUUGUUGCUGGCUCUGCUUAUCUAUGUUCUGUAUAAACUUGGUUUCUUUAAGAGAACUCCCUAUGGCACUGCCAUGGAAAAAGCACAGCUGAAACCUCAGGCUGCAUCUGAAGCUUAAAGCAGGCCUGAGACUGUUCAGUAAGGAUGAAAGACCACUGGAUAUCCAUUGCACUGCACUGCACUGGACGGAAAGACCCCAAGGACUCAAAGCCAAAUGAAUGUUUUUUUUUUUUUUUUUUGCCUUUUUCUUUUUGUUGCCUUGUUUUGCUGUGGGUUUGGAUUGCAUUCACCAGUAUUAGCCUCACACUCAGUUGCAAUUUUAGAGCCUGGUUCUACGGACCGAAAGUCUCCUACUCAUUGUGAAGGACAAAUCUUAUUUUCCCUGCACAUAACUAUGCAGUGUUCACUGUUUCUAAUUUUUUUUUAAGUGUUUAACAUAUUUUGGUGCUAGAAACGACGUUUUCACAUUUUGCUCACUACUUUUUUAAAUGUCAACAGUAAUUAGAAGAUCCUGUUUUAGAAUUUGAGAUUUAGUACUAUAUUUUACACACAACCAGUGAUUUUAUACACAUUCUUUCCAGAGAAUAAGGUCAGACUAGCACAGUCUUUAUCACAACAAUCUUUACUUUCUUUUUAAUGUUCAAUUUAAAAACAAUUAUAUGUCUGUCAUUUUAGAAGGUAGGCUUGAAGAAUACUAACGGGUUUCAGAGGAAAGUUUUUUUUUUUUUUUUUUUUCCUCCUCCAUUCUCUUUCGUCCACCUCUGUAACCCAACGAACUCGGGUUGGUGUCUGUCUCAGGUGAUAAAGUUGAACAGCAGUGCUCAGAUCAGGUGUGCCACACUCAAAUGGGCUUGGAAGUCCACUGAGGAUUGUAUACUAAGUGCAACUGUUCCCUCCUGCUGACCUAAUUAACAAGAGUGUUGCCUUCUAGUCAUCUGUCAUCUGGGACAUGACUGGAUGCACAUCAAGCCUGUAAAACCUCAUGAAUUGCCUUGAAGCAGAGCUGUGCUUUGCCGAUAUAUAGGACAGACUUGUGCCCUAUGGCACACAUAGCAGGAAGUCCAAACAGUCAGUGAGGGCUCACUGUGUACACAGAGUCCUUCCCAUCUGUGCAAAGUACAGAAAACCCACUGUAUACAGUUGGAAUGGGUUUGUCUCAAAGUGUGUAAUAGUCAGUGCACCUGUCAAAUGAGUACUGUUAAGUGUCUAUAGAUCUUAAGGGAUAAGGUGAGUAAGCAAAAGACAAUCCCAGUCCAAGGCAGCAGUCUUAGCCAGGGACAGAAUGUGGAAGACACACCCUUUUAGUUUGUGUUUGUCUGUCUGGUGUAAGUAUGUGGAUGUGUGCAUACAAGUCUGUCUGGCUUUACUGAUGUGAGAGAAAGAGGGGUUUUCCUAGUUGCCCAGUUUCUUGUUGUAUUUCCAUUUUUGGCCAUCCUGAUAUUUAAUAGCAUAUUAAUGCUAAUGCAGAGCCUGGUGGCAAAGUGGACACUCAUGGACAGAGAUGCUGCAUUCAACUGCAUUAGACACUUAUUAACUGCAAGAAGGAAAGAGAAGGGGCAUAGGGAAUUUUUAGGAUCUGUAUGUAAAGUGCAAUACUGUUUUCUCCUUUUCAUCUUAUUGUAUUUUUUUUUUGUCUUUUGUUACUACACCAGUGUUUUCGUACAGACAACAACCUUGUUGGAGUUUGAGUGAUUAUGCAGGAGAGUUUAUGACAAUUAUUAUUUCAAUAAUCAAAUAUAUGAAAAUUCCCCAUGCAUUUUUUUUAAUCACAAAAUAGCUUUGUUUGAGCUGCCAAGGCUUUGUUUGAUAAUAGCAUCAGCUAUUUACUAUGAGCACCGCACUAUCAUCCUUUAACAGUUAGUGCUAUCCAAGAGAGAAAAAUGAAAAACUCUCAUAGAGUUAAAAUGCUGUGAUCUUUUAUGGUGUCUGUUGUUCCAAUGUUAUAUCUUGAUUGCAAAAAUGUAAUGAGUGUUUUUAAUUACACAUUGUUUAGAAACGCAACAGGCCUUGUUACAAAUUGAGACUCAGAAAUGAUGUCGUUUGCCUGUUCUCAAUGUUUUGCUCAGUUUCAGACAUUUGUUUAUACCUCCAAAAUUUAGAUUUUGUUUCUUUUUCCUUUUUUAAUUUUUUUUAUUUACAUUUCUGCAGCAGGAAGCACUGGUUAUAUUUUUGUCCCAUCCCAAACUUUUGUCCUACCCACAUCGUUUCUUUUUUGUUUUAUUAAGUUGUAAAUAUGAUUUGGCAAGGAGAUUUUUUUUUUUUAAACUAAAACUCUUAUCUGACAUAAAAUUACAUCACCCCAUAUUGGGGAUAAUUGGAGGGAUGUUAAAGUGAUUAAUUAUUUGUAUGGUAUUUUACAAUUUGCAUUUCAAAUAAAUCUUUCAAUUUUUA